UCACCGUGCCAAGCUUAUAGCAGCACAGCUAGACAUGUCAACCAGUCCCAUAAACUUGAACGUCGUCUUUUUAUCGCGAGUACUUUGUUUGUUGACACGCGGUGCGCCAUAAUACUCGUUUUGAGGUUAACAGGGCGCGGUAUCUCCUUCACUUAUAAGUGGGACAUCAUCUCUGUCAGGUGUCAAGUACAACUUUCCAGAAGUCUAGCGUGACCCUGUGAUGCCAGAGGGCAUGGAUCCUCUGGGUGCUCGCCCCCAGUUCGUCGACAUCCAGUCCCUUCCCACCUGGCAGCAGCAAGCUGAAGAUGGCGAGGAGUUUCUCCAAGAUCAGAGCGCCAGUCAGAGUCAGAGUCAGCAGUCCUUCCCGUCACCAUUUCCUUAUAGACCAGACGUCAACCGCAAAAUCAUCCUUUUCGCCGGCGAAGUGGCCCUCCUGAACUGCACAGCCAUCACCAACACAAGCAACGAGUCUUUGACUGACAAAAACCCCAUUUCCGACAGCAUCCAUCUGCACGCAGGGCCGGAGCUGAAGGACGAGCUGCUCAAGCUUAAAGGUUGUCGGACAGGCGAUGCGAAGCUGACAAAAGGCUUCAACUCUGCAGCAAGGUUCAUCAUCCACACAGUCGGCCCAAAGUUCAAAUUGAAGUACAGGACAGCUGCGGAGAGUUCACUGUACAGCUGCUAUAGGAACAUCCUGCAGCUGGCUGUGGAACAGUCGAUGACAUCUGUUGGAAUAUGUGUGUUGACGACCGCCAAACGAGGAUAUCCACUAGAGGACGCUACACACAUUGCUUUCAGAACUGUGCGCAGGUUUUUGGAGAAUCAUGGGAACAGUUUAGAAGCUGUGGUGUUUGCCGUGUCUGAAACUGAAGAGCCAGUUUAUAAGAAGCUCCUGGCGCUCUACUUCCCGCGCUCUGAAGAGGAGGAGAAAGCAAGCCUGUGCCUUUUACCUGCGGAUAUUGGAAACGCUGAGGGAGAGCCUGUCGUUCCUGAGAGGCAAAUCCGAAUCACUGAGAAACCAGGCACUUUGGAAGAUGACUCAGAAGAGGAAAAUCUGGAGUCGGACCUGGGUCAGGUUGGCAAUCAUGCUUUUGCCCGGAUGGAGGGAGACGUGGACAAACAACGCAAACUGAUCCUGCAGGGCCAGAUGUCCGAGGCAGCCAUGCAGAAGCAACACCAGAGGAACUACAGUCGCUGGUUGUGUCGAGCAAGAGCCGAAGAUCUGUCAGACAUUGCUGCUCUCAAAGCUUUAUAUCAAACAGGUGUGGACAUGUGUGGCAGAACAGUGGUGGUUGUGGUUGGAAGAAACAUCCCGGUGACGGUGAUUGAUCUUGAAAAGGCUUUGUUAUACUUCAUCCAUGUGAUGGAUCACAUUGCCUCGAAGGACUAUGUGAUGGUUUACUUCCACACGCUGACUGGGGACCACAACCACCUGCACUCCGACUUUCUGAAAAGCCUGUAUGACAUCGUCGAUGCCAAGUUUAAGAGCAAUAUCAAGGCUUUCUACUAUGUACAUCCAACAUUUCGCUCCAAGGUCUCCACUUGGUUCUUCACCACCUUCAGUGUGUCAGGCAUGAAAGACAAGGUGCGCUACCUGGACAACCUCCAACAGCUCUUCACCUGCAUCAGACCGGAGCAAAUCGACAUCCCCCCCUUCGUUCUGGAGUACGAUUCCCGGGUGAACGGACCCUAUCGUGCCUCCCAGUCCUCCGGUCUGUGAACCAGAGCCUGUGUGGACCACUGCACCUAAUUUCACACCAAAAAACACCUGAGCUUUUUUUGCCAAAAGGACAAACUGAUCACCGACGGCGAGAAGCGAGCGAGUCCUGAACCAUCUCAGCACUGCUCAGCGGCUCGUUCACAAAUCAGCACAAAAACCGAUGAGACCAAACAUCACGUUCCUAUGUUUCCGUCUUGUCAAGUCUGAUCCGUCCCAUAUGCCGGAGGAUUUGGGAUGAAGCCAUCUGCCUUACAUCAGCUCAGCUCCAACAGCAGCGUUUCCACUUGACUUCCAAAAAGCUCCGGUGCUGUGACGAAUCAAAAGCCUCUCUUGAUUGUUCCGUUUAAGCUAGUGAAUGAGCUGAUCAGUGGACUUCACCUUCACCUGUCCAUUUUUCGUUUUAACACUUGGACUUUCCACUCUGUCACAAACUGAGCCAAGACCUCAGCCGGUCAAAGCCUGUGGCUCCUGUCAAAAGAAAGUGCUCACGUUCUGACACCAAGAGGACACACAUCACUCUUUCACACUCAUUCUGGUUUUAAUCCUGAGAAACUGCACUUUCUGAGGAAGACAUGUGCUACUUUGAGCAUAGGUCAGGUGAUUUCUUCACAGUUUGAGGGGGGGUAUUUUCUUUACUGAAACAUUCCAGGCACGUCAGCGAAGCUUCACACUCACUGGUUAAGAUUCAACGUCAUGUGAUGACUCAAUCGAUGCUACAGGAAACAUGAGCCAGAACCGUUUCCUUCUGUUUGUUUUGUCUCACUAUGAUUCACUCUCAGAAUGUUUUUUUUAAUAUCUAUAUGUCAUUUGUACAGCCGUGCAUGAUGGUAAAGGAAGUGUACACGUCGAUGAAAGUACUGGGGUUUUGUCCUUUUUUUUAUUUCUACAAUGAUUAAAAUCAUUCUCUACACUUCUG
Messenger RNA from Synchiropus splendidus (mandarinfish), 2636 nucleotides. It is a transcript of the gene gdap2, whose product is annotated as ganglioside induced differentiation associated protein 2. The coding region runs from base 221 to 1720 and encodes 499 amino acids. NCBI's taxonomy places the organism in Eukaryota, Metazoa, Chordata, Actinopteri, Syngnathiformes, Callionymidae. The transcript is spliced from 14 exons. The record is from RefSeq and is a predicted model, not a curated record.